ACACGUUUCGUUGCUUCUUGUUCUUCUUUCAUCUCAACAACAACAACAACAACAACAAUGGCGGUACAUCAUCUUCUUCUCUCUAGCCCUCCUUCGCUUCUUCUACUUCUUCCUCCUUCUUCUCCUCGCCGCCGCCUUAACUUCGCCUUACCCCGCCGUAUCCCAUCUCAUCCUCGUCUCGGACUUUCGACCAGCUUGCUUUCUCAUUCGUCACCGGUAUUUCGGAAAAUUCUCGUCCGUAGCACUCUCCGGGAAGACCAACCCGUCGUUUCAGAUUCCGCCGACAGUCCUACUCUACUGAUCGGUGAGGAUUCCGCUGCUUUUGAAUUAGGUAAACAGAGGAUUGUUUCCUGGGUUUAUUUCGGUGUUGUCCUUGGAGUUGUUCUCUUCAUCCUCAACCUUGUUUGGAUCGAUAAUUCCACCGGUUUCGGAAAAUCAUACAUCGACGCCGUCUCUAACAUCUCCGGUUCACCCGAGGUUGCUAUGUUAAUGCUUAUCCUCAUAUUUGCAACUGUACAUAGUGGUUUAGCUAGUCUCAGGGAUAUAGGAGAGAAGCUUAUUGGUGAACGAGCAUUUCGUGUUUUGUUUGCUGGAACCUCUCUUCCUUUAGCUAUGAGCACCAUUGUUUACUUUAUAAACCAUAGAUAUGAUGGGUCACAGUUAUGGCAGAUUCAGGGUGUUCCUGGAAUCCAUGAAGCUAUUUGGUUUGCUAAUUUUGUAUCCUUCUUCUUUCUCUAUCCUUCAACUUUCAAUCUUUUGGAGGUAGCAGCUGUUGACAAACCCAAGAUGCAUCUGUGGGAGACCGGCAUCAUGAGAAUUACUCGACAUCCUCAGAUGGUUGGACAAAUCGUUUGGUGUUUAGCACACACUCUCUGGAUAGGAAACUCUGUAGCUGCAUCAGCGUCUCUUGGUUUGAUCGCACACCACUUGUUUGGGGCAUGGAAUGGAGACAGGAGAUUAGCUAAAAGAUAUGGGGAAGCGUUUGAAAGCAUCAAGAAGAGAACAAGUGUGAUUCCAUUUGCUGCCAUAUUGGAAGGACGCCAAGUUUUACCUGAAGAUUACUACAAAGAGUAUGUCCGGUUGCCGUAUCUUGCAAUCACUGCGUUAACGAUUGGGGCAUAUUUUGCUCACCCGCUAAUGCAAGGUGCAAGCUUUAGGCUUCAUUGGUAGUUUCUUUGUAUAUCUUAUAAAAAUUCUUAAGAAUGUAUACAAAAUAUCAUCAUUGUUUGUUUGUGAUACUUAUAUCAAAAUUAAAGUUAUAGCAAUUGGAAGCCAAAA
Molecule: messenger RNA, 1278 nt
Organism: Camelina sativa (false flax)
Lineage: Eukaryota; Viridiplantae; Streptophyta; Magnoliopsida; Brassicales; Brassicaceae
Product: 15-cis-zeta-carotene isomerase, chloroplastic-like
Biological process (GO): carotene biosynthetic process
Cellular component (GO): chloroplast
Molecular function (GO): 9,15,9'-tri-cis-zeta-carotene isomerase activity
Source: RefSeq, a predicted model, not a curated record